Camponotus floridanus (Florida carpenter ant) is the source of this 7155-nucleotide messenger RNA. It is a transcript of the gene Nrx-1, whose product is annotated as neurexin-1. Lineage: Eukaryota; Metazoa; Arthropoda; Insecta; Hymenoptera; Formicidae. Gene Ontology annotation, molecular function: calcium ion binding. The transcript has 26 exons. The coding region runs from base 824 to 5731 and encodes 1635 amino acids. The record is from RefSeq and is a predicted model, not a curated record.
UUAAUUUUUAUAGAUCACAAAAAAGUGAUAUAAAAAACUUUUGAUUAAAGUUUUCCAGGAAACUUUUCAUUGUGAACUGAUUGAUGCACCGAGAAAGAUGUGCAUUCUUAUUGCAACUCGAAUAUUUUUAGAGUAUAUUCGAAGCAUUACGAAUUUUGAUGCAUUCAAUUGAAUGACUGAACCUGAAAUUGAAAACAUAUCCAGAAAUAUCGAUUUCUAUUAAAGCAAUGAAUGAAUUUCAUUAGUUAAAGUAAUUUUAUCGAAGAUAAAGUAUCAUUUUACGAAUAAUUAUUAUCAAGGCAAUUUUUCCACAAACCUCCAUUAUUGUAAAUUAUCUUGAAAAAGAUAAAAAGAGAAGAAGAGAGACAGAGAGAGAGAGAGAAAGAAGGAAGGAUUUUGAAAUUUAACUACAAAGACAAAUUACAAAUUAAAGAUUUGUUCGAGACGGUGUCGAGUAACAACCCUCUCUCUCAGAUCGUUUCCUAAUAAAUUACGAGAGCUCAAGAAAACGCUCAUCGAAGGCAUUUUGAGAUAUUUAUAUUGUAAGAAAAAGAGAGAUAGAAACACGCACGAGAGAGAAACAGCGCGUAUUCUCGCGAAACGCGUAUCGCACCCACCACGGGUGCAUCUCGCACGAAUCGCGCGUGCGUGCUCACGUGCUCACGGAUGCGGCAGCCGGGUGUCACAACGUGGCCGACGUCACGCACCCACGCUUCGGACUCCUACGCGGAAUGCGUAUGAGCGCGUGACAUCAUCGCGCUUUCAUAUCUAACAGGCUAAUGAGCAGGAUCUAGGGGCAAGGAUUUCGAUUCAAGAGCGAAUCAUGCGUCAUCCCUCGCUUAUACCAGCGCCGCUUCUGCCGGUGGUGCUCCUGCUCGCCUGCCAGGUGGCCCGUUCGUUUCUGCUGGAGGGCUCCGCGACCAGCUACGCACAAUUUCGCAAAUGGAACGCCGGCCUGAACGGCACCCUCGAAUUUGAAUUCAAGACCGAGCAGGGUAACGGGCUGCUGCUUUACACGGACGACGGCGGCACGUACGACUUCUUCGAGGUAAAGCUGGUCGAGAGCGCGCUCAGGCUGAGGUACAACCUCGGCGGUGGUGCGCAGAUUGUCACGGUCGGUCAUGAUCUCGGCGAUGGUCAUUGGCACAAAGUGCAGAUCACUAGGUGCAACGAAAAUACCACCCUGACCGUGGACGGUGUCGGCGCGGUAUCCACGUCGCGCGGCAAGGAGUUCGAGUUCGGCAAGCUCGCCGGGAACUCGGACGUCUACGUGGGCGGUAUGCCUAGCUGGUACAACAGCAAGCUCACACUGCUAGCGCUGCCCAGCGUGAUAUUCGAGCCAAGAUUCAAUGGAUUUAUUAGGAAUCUCGUGUACGCCGAUGGGGAGAAUACCAUGCCCAGGAGACAGGAAAUGAAGAGUCGGGAUGCCAAGUGCGGUGGUUUCCCGUGUGUCGAGAGCGCCAAACGCAAAUCACCAAGGAGUUUACGCAAUAUUGUGAAUACAACAGAUGCUUGCGAGACUCGUGAUCCAUGUCAGCAUGGUGGCAUUUGCAUUUCUACGGAUAGCGGACCGAUCUGCGAAUGUCGCACCGGUGAUUAUGAAGGCGCAUAUUGUGAAAAAGAGGCAUGGAGCACGGUGCUGCCUACGGCGGGUGCUGGCGAUUACUGGGCUUGGGAUUACAACAAAGCCCCUUCGGAAGCGUCCUUCAGAGGGACCGAGUAUCUUACGAUAGAUUUGAGCAAAGGAGAGCGGGUGCGCAGUACACAGGAAUCUAUAAGCCUUCAGUUCAAAACGAGACAGCCAAACGGACUUUUAUUUUAUUCCGGUGAGGGAGAUGAUUAUCUCACCGUGUCGCUGAGAGACGGAGGCGCCGCAGUAGGAAUGACACUGGCCAAAGGAAGAUUGGAUCUGCACAUAAAACCUGUCAAAGUGCGAUUCGAUGAUAAUCAGUGGCACAAGAUCGUCGUCCACAGAAAGGUCCAGGAGAUCUCUUCAAUAACCAGCUUCUGCAAGCUCUCUGCUAUUGUGGAUGGAAUUUACGCCGAGCACGGACACACCGCGGGAUCUUUCACGCAUUUAGUAAGCGAUCGACUUCUCGUCGGUGGAGGCGCCGGUGCGACAUCCUUGCAAGGCGCUAAAGGGAUCAACAACUUCGUCGGAUGUCUAAGAAAGGUGGAAUUUACUGGAGAAGGAGUCAAGAUGGAACUGAUCGAAGCGGCCAGGAGCGGAGCAGCGGGUGCUGCGGCUUGGGGAAAGAUGGAUUUUCACUGUCGUGAGCCAAGAGCCUCAGAUCCGAUCACGUUCACCACCAGGGACUCGCAUCUCAAGGCUGGAGCGACGAUAAACAUGAGGCGACUCCACGGCCUUGUGGUCACCUUCACCAGCCCAGAGUCCCACCUGGUUCUACCACCUUGGAAAGCUGCCAAGUCCGGAAGUAUAUCCUUCAAAAUUCGUACCAACGAACCCAACGGACUGAUCAUGUACAGCCGCAGCGGAGCACACACCAGACAAGAUCUAUUUGCCUUCGAAAUUCUUGGAGGACAUCUCUACUUGCAUGUCGAUCUUGGAAGUGGUCCUGUUAAAGUAAGAUCAUCAAAGACACGCAUCGAUAAUGGUGCUUGGCACGACGUUGCCCUAAGAAGGGUCGAAAGAGAGGGUCGAGUCACUGUGGGUGAUUAUACAGCCGAAUUUCGUACGCCAGGUGAUUCCACGCAAUUAGACUUGGAUGGUUUGUUAUAUAUCGGUGGUGUGGGUGCACCAUUCGCGCCUUUAACAGUUCCGCCCGUUCUAUGGACGGGUGCCCUUCGACAGGGCUAUGUGGGUUGCAUGAGAGACCUCGUUAUUAGUGGACAUCCAGUAGAUAUCGCAGGAUAUGCGCAACAACAAGAUUCUGGUGCAGUGAGACCUGCUUGUCAUAUUCAAUCCCCACAUUGCCCUUCGCAACCGUGUAUGCACGGUGGCCAUUGUCUCGAAGGAUGGAAUCGAUUUCACUGUGAUUGCACCAGCACACCUUUCACAGGACCCACUUGUGGCAAAGAUGCAUCGACACUGCAUUUGAACGGCACGCAACAAAUGACAGCACUGAUGCCGGAAGAAUCCAGAACACAGGCGGAGGAAGUCAUCAUACGAUUUAAGACAACUAGACCACGUGGACUUCUAUUAGCGACAAGCUUGGAGAACAGUGCCGACCGUUUACAGAUUUAUUUAGACGAAGGCAAAGCGCAGAUGCUAAUUCACAUCGGAGAUCGAGAAAAGUUAUUGGUAGCUGGACAAGGUCUUAACGAUGACAUGUGGCAUACAUUGAGAUUCUCCAGACGCUCCAAUUCGCUCAAAUUUCAAGUCGACGACGAAACAGCUAUACGAGUGGAGACGCAAUUGGGAAAGCAGAGCAUCUUGGAGUUUCGUACCCUCCAUGUAGGCGGAUAUCUUCACACGGGCGAGGACAUACCACAUUUCGUAGGCCAACUGCAGCAGAUUUGGUUCAACGGAUAUCCGUAUUUGGAGAUUGCGCGCAGCGCUGGAAGCCAUCAAACCUCGCACCAAGGUGUUACGCCCAUCAUCAGAGUUACCGGCAAAUUCGGGAAGAGAAACCAUCCGGUUCAUCAUCCGGUAACCUUCACUUCCAAACACACUUUUGUGGGCCUUCCAGUGCUCAAAGCGUAUGUGGAGACCAAUAUCUAUUUUCAGUUUAAAACGCGUGAGGCGAACGGCUUGAUCCUUUAUAACGCCGGAAGGGAACAUGACUUCAUUGCAGUCGAGUUGGUUAACGGACACGUUCAUUACGUGUUUGACCUUGGCGAUGGGGCCGUCAGGGUCAGAGACACCUCCAAGUCCAAAUUGAACGAUGGCAAGUGGCACGCCGUCAGCAUCGGUAGACCUGCCUCAAAGAGACAUACCCUCGCUGUAGAUGAUCAUGUGACCGCUGUCAACAGCCAGGGCAGCAAUGAGAAUCUCGAUCUUGAUGGCAUUUUGUAUAUAGGCGGAGUGGAGAAAACGCAAUACGGCCAAUUGCCGAAGCAGAUUCUCAGUCGUCACGGAUUCGAGGGAUGUUUAGCGUCGUUGGAUCUCAGCGGGGAAAGCACCGAUCUCAUUACCGAUGCCGUUGUGCCGAGUUCACUCGUCACAUCCGGAUGUGAUAUUUAUAGCAACUUACAUCCGGGCAAGAAAUGCACGCAUGAUCUCUGCGCCAAUCAUGGCACGUGUGUACAGCAGUGGAAUAGUUACACAUGCGAUUGCGACAUGACAAGUUUCACUGGGCCGACCUGUAAUGAUGAGGCUAUCGCUUAUGAAUUUGGGGCCGGAAGAGGGAUUAUCACAUAUACUUUUCCGCCUGAGCGUCGGCCGGAAAUGAAGAGGGACACCGUGGCCUUGGGUUUCGUCACCGGCGUUAAUGAUGCCGUGUUGCUUAGGAUAGAAUCUGCGUCGAGUAACGAUUAUCUCGAAAUAGAAAUUGUGGAAGGUAACGUUUUUGCGGUUUAUAACAUGGGUACCAAUGACCAUCCAAUCGGUGAGGUUGGCGUGAAAGUUAACGACAACCAAUAUCAUGUGGUUAGAUUCAUCAGGACAGGACCGAACAGCACGUUACAAGUCGAUGACUACAAUUUGCAAUCUAAUCAUCCAUUAGGUCAUCAACUGACAGUGUUCAACAGCCAGUCUACUAUUCAAGUAGGCGGUCGAUGGAAUCGCAGCAAGGGUAGAGUGGAGAGGCCAUUCUUGGGAGUAAUAGCCGGCUUGGUCGUUAAUGGUGCGAAGAUCUUAGAGCUGGCCGCAGCCAAAGAUGGCAAAGUUAUAACUAGAGGAGAUGUGCAACUCUUACCGGCCGGAAGUCUUCUCGAUCGCGCCGCACCUUUACAAAGAAUGCAACAGACGCCUGCAUCCGGUUUUCCCGGCGUCGUAGAUGAUCUUAUAUUCUCCGGCGCCGGAAGCGGUUGCGCUGGCGAUGACGAGGACGAGGAAUGCACUCCAAUCUACGAGUCUGGUUCCGAUGACAUCAUCACGCCAGUGUAUGUCGCGUCCACACGACUGCCGUCAACGUUAAGGCCAAAGCUUCACAAGGAGAACAUCCAAGUGAAAAUAUCGUGUGACGAUGAGGAAGACUGCGAGGAGGGAUCAGGCGAUUCCAGAACAACGGAAGAGAUUUUUGUCACAUCGACCACCGACAUCAGCUCGGUGACGACGCCUCGCGAGUACUCGACGAGCCAUACCAGCACACAAACAUCGUCAGCGUCGUCGACAACGUUGAGCCGCGACGUCGUCACCGUCUCCGUCCAAUACAAUGUGUCAACUACAGACCUCGAGACCAGCCAUGGCAGCAGCGUCGUGACGCAUCGAUCGACAACCGUGACAACGCAGUCAACCACGACGGAGAUGACGGAACCGCCGCCACCGCCUCCUCCACCAAUGUAUCCGCCGAUGCCCACUCCGCCCAAAAACAACAAUAAGCGAAUCACUUCUGAAGCGGCCGAAAAUGCCGCACUCAUAAUCGGCAUCAUAGCUGCCGCGCUGAUAGCGAUAGUCCUCAUCAUAUUGAUAAUCCUCAAGUUCAAGAACCGGCCAGAGACGAGCUACAAGGUGGACGAAACUAAGACGUUCUGUCAGGAUCCGAACGCGGCUUUGCUGGGCGCCGCUGGUUCCGGUCAGCCCUUCAAUGGUGCCCUCAAGAACGGCGCCAACGGUAGCAAACCUAACAAGAAACGAGAACUGAUAGACAUUAAAGAGUGGUACGUGUAAAGAAUCGUCGACACUGCGGAGACAUUGCUUUGCGUAUCGAGGCCCGAAGACAUACUCGCGUCUUUCGUCAUCCUUCAUGUUUUAUCGUUGGGAAAGAUCGUGGAUUAAGAGGGGCGAUCCCUCCCCUAAAACGGUCUUGAUAUCGCGAGUGUGCAAAGGAAAAACGUGAGCUGAUCGAACAUUAUCGAAAAGUUGUUUCCUGCCUCACAACUGUGUGCUAUAAUAGUAAGCAAAUCUCGCGAAUCCCGAAUUUCAAGGAUCUGUCUCAAGGAUCAGUACACGCGCAACUUGGCAAGUGAUCGAAUGUUCUUCUACAAAUCUUCCUCGAGCUGUGUUUAUUGCGGUAGACAAUUUUUAUGAAGACGCCUCGUGAGAUCUGAGGAGAUCGAUGAAACAAUCGCGCGUGCGAUCCCCGAAACAGCUGAAGGGGCAUGUUUGAAAAGACAUCCCCUUUCGUGCUUUAAAAUCCUUUUAUACUCUUCUGCGACGAUUCCGAGAAGAAUCUAAUGCGCACGAGAGAUCGAUCGGUGAUCGAGAUCAAGUAUCCUUGGAUGAAAUGUAUUUCUUAAAGACUUGCUUUAAAAUUGGAAUCGAUAGGUCGUAUGUUCAGACGAAAGGACGUAUUCGUUCCUCGAGAAAAGCAUAACGAAGUAUCGAUCGUAAUUAUAAAAAACUCCCUUUAAUUCUAAUGCAAAUUAAGGCAGAUCAAUCUCGGAAGAGCUCCUCGAACUGCUUACUCUCGCGAAGAGAGCCAAUGCGAUAUAUCGAUCAGCGAUCUAGCACCGCUUCUCUUGUUCCAUCGACACAAAAUCUCAGGAUAAAAUUUAGACAUAUGGCAAGGAUCGAGUAUCGAUCGUAAAGGAUCUUGAGAAAGGAUCUUCUCUUCAUUUUCAUUUGUCACGAAUUUUUUUGAGCCACAAUCGAAUGACAUUUGCGGCGCUACUCGAUCCUUUGAUUCGUAUUAUAAUUAAAGGCAGAAAGAUGAUUCGCGCGCAAGCAGACAAGAAAACAGUAUCUGCGAGCAAGGCACUGUUCCACGUAAGAUGGUUCUUGCCUCUAUCUAGAACGACUUUUCGAAGAGAAACAAAGAGGAUGAAAUAAACGCGAAGAUCGUGAAAUUAAAAGUAGGAAUUAAUUAAAGAAAAGAACAUUGAAGGUGAUAUUAACAGUGAUUAAUGAACAGAUCUUAGGAAGCAACUUGCACCGAUAAUAGGUUAUUUAUACAUUGUUGUUUUGUGGAUUUUACUUCCAACAUCUUUUGUUACGAAUGUGGCAUUAAAUGAUUCUUAAGAGCGUCGAGAAAAAAUAUUAAUUUCUAUAGUUAAAGCGAUUUCAUGUUAUAUCUAUUCUUUAAGAAUUAAAUGAUAAGCUAUUGUUUGAGUGACUUGUACGAUUUUUUAAAUAAGUAGUAAGUGAUAUUUCAA